This is a messenger RNA of Peromyscus maniculatus bairdii (prairie deer mouse), 1698 nucleotides long. The record is from RefSeq and is a predicted model, not a curated record. Lineage: Eukaryota; Metazoa; Chordata; Mammalia; Rodentia; Cricetidae.
CCAGACUCAAAAGAUCUUUCUUUUCAGACAGGAGAGCAGCGAAGAUGGUUCUCUUUGUAGCUCUGGGGCUGUUGAUGGCUGGGUUCUGCCCUGCUGUUCUCUGUGAACCAGAUGGCACAUUGGGAAGAAACACUGAAGUCCAGGAAGACCAAAACAAAGGGACACGUGUGGACAGUCUGACACUGGCCUCCAUCAACACUGACUUUGCCUUCACCCUCUACAAAGAGUUGGCUUUGAAGAAUCCAAAUAAAAACGUUGUCUUCUCCCCACUCAGCAUCUCAGCUGCCUUGGCCGUCUUGUCCCUGGGAGCAAGCAGCAACACCCUGGAAGAGAUUCUAGAAGGUCUCAAGUUCAAUCUGACAGAGACCCCUGAGGCAGACAUCCACAGGGGCUUUGGGCACCUCCUCCACACGCUCAGUCAGCCAGGGGACCAGGUGAAUAUCAGCACAGGCAGCAUGAUAUUUGUUGAAAAGCGCCUACAGAUCCUGGCAGAGUUCAAGGAGAAGGCAAGGGCACUGUACCAGGCUGAGGCCUCUGUGACUGACUUCCAGAAGCCUCAUGAGGCCAAAAAGCUCAUCAAUGACUAUGUGAGGAAACAGACCCAGGGGAAGAUCAAGGAACUGAUCUCAGACCUGGAUGAGAAAACAUUAAUGGUGCUGGUGAAUUACAUCUACUUUAAAGGGAAAUGGGAGAUGCCCUUUGAGCCUCAUUUCACACGUGAGUCUGACUUCUACUUGGAUGAGAAGAGGUCUGUGAAGGUGCCCAUGAUGCGCCAUACAUUUCUGACCACACCCUACUUCCGGGAUGAGGAUGGGAACUGCUCUGUGGUGGAGCUAAAGUACACAGGCAAUGCCAGUGCCCUGUUCAUCCUCCCUGAUAUGGGCAAGAUGCAGCAGGUGGAAGCCAGUUUGCAACCAGAGACCCUGAAGAAGUGGAAGGAUUCUCUGAGGUCCAGGAUGAUUGACAAGCUCUACAUGCCCAAGUUCUCCAUCUCCAGUGAUGACAGCAUAGAGGACAUCCUUCAACAGCUGGGCAUCAGGGAAGUCUUUUCCACACAGGCUGAUCUAUCUGGGAUCACAGGGGCCAAGGACCUGACAGUCUCUAAGGUGGUCCACAAGGCUGUGCUGGAUGUGGCUGAGACAGGCACAGAAGCAGCUGCCGCCACAGGAAUCAUGGCUGUGGGAUCGGCUCUAAUUUUGAACCCUCUGGAAGUGAAUUUCAACAGGGCAUUUCUGAUGAUUAUCUUUGACACGAAUACUCAGACUCCACUCUUUAUGGCCAAAGUCUCAAAUCCCAAUGAAAAGUAGAACUUCCCAAGUGGUGAAGCUUCUUUCCAGGAGCCAGGGAUUAAGCCUAUAUAUGGCUCUCUAUGUGCAUUUUGGCUUCCAUGUUCUGAUUGGCUGUGGCAUGCCUGAAUUGACAGUGACUGUGACUAAUUGUAUGUCUCAAACACAGAGGAGACUGUUGGCAGGGGCUCCUUACCCUCCCGACAUAUAACACAAUGUUGGAUCCCUCAUUCCUGCAGCUGCAUGGAGCUGGUUUUCCAGACCAGCUUCCUUCCCCUAGUACACCUACUUAGGGCAGAGGAGUCUUUUUCUUCGUUCCAAGCUGACCAACAUCACACAAGAGAUGGACACCUCCACCUUCCUCACCCAAAUGCAGGGCUUUGAGCAAAGGAUCAAUAAACCUACAACUGUA